AUGCGGGAAGAUGAUGCUCGGGACUUGGGGUGGAAACUCCAGCAACUACUUAGACCUCCUACUUCUUCAGGAAGACGAAGCUCAAGUAGAAUCCCAAUUCAAAGUGAACUGUUCUCAGCCAAAUCGUCAAAUGAUGAUUUAGAAUCACCAACACCAACACCACCAACAACAACAACUCGUCCAACGGCAGCUGAAGAGCUUGAUGAACUUGCAAAUAUUCUUCCAUCCUAUCAAAUGUACCAAAGUACCAUUUCCAAGAACUUAACACCAACAACUGAAGAUUUAAGAACCGAUCCUCCAGGAUAUGACUUUCUUCCUAAGCCUAAUGCCAAUCAUUACAGCCGCAGCAUUGACCUGCAAGAGAACGAGUUGUCGUUGUCUCCCAUCAACUCGCAAGCAACAGGUGAGUUAUACCCUGCGUCAUCAUCUUCAGCCUCAGCAACUGCUUCUGCUUCUGCAACACCAACAGCCCCAGUGGACCCUUUUGGCAUGCCCCCCUUGCUGUAUUUAGAAGCAUCUGCUGCCGAUACAGCCGAUGAAAGUACAGCAUCCAGGUGGGAAGACUCGAUUCUUGCCAAUGCUCACAAGUUAAAAAGAUUGACUUCUAUCAACAAAGAGUUGUCAAAAUCACUCAAGAUUCAAAUCGUCCUUACAGAAAAGGUUGGGAAAGUUGGGGUGGUGCCAACGAUUAUUGAUCCUCAACAGUUGGAAUUAAAACAGAACGAUAAUGUCUUUGGAUACGUGCUUGUUACCAAUACUACUUCUGAAGAUGUUCCCUUUGAUGCGUUCCCUGUGGUUUUAGAAGGGUGUAUGACUAUUGAUCAAGAAAGCAAUAGUAUAUUGGCUCAGCCAGUUGCCAAAGUAGUUAAGUUCCUAACCAUGUUUGAUUUCAAUGCAUCUUGGACAGAUGCUAAUUUGGUGAGGUUUCAAUCAGAAAAGGUCAACCCUUAUGUGGCCACUGUUCAAGUUGAUCCAGUGGAUGGAACUUAUACUUAUUUGAAUGAACGAAGAGUAUUUAAACCUAACAUCACCUAUAAAAAGUUUUUCAGCUUUAAACUUCCAGAGAAGCUUUUGGAAGUCACUUGUGAAACCCAUGGCCUUGUGAAGCAUCUUCAAAUUCCUCCUACAUUGGGGGUUUCUAGAAAUGAAAUUGUCAACUCUUUGAGACAUAAGUGGAAGACUAGUAAUGAAAUAGUAUCACCUUCUAACGGGCUAAGUCCAGUGACAAGUAAUCUGCUGGUAAGCAGUUUUACAUUUACUUCAAUGAAUUCAGUUGGAGGUGGCGGUAGUGGUGAUAAAUCUGCCUUUACAGACAUCUACAAUGUUUCUAAAAGAAGACUGAAAUACGCUUCUGGUGCUCUUGACUUUGCCUUUCCUGAUGCUUCCAUUAGUUAUAGUAUUAGUGCUCGAAUCAUUGGGAAGGCAUCAGACUAUGAGCAUUUAUUGGUGAGUCAUGCUUUACCUCAUUUAACUCCCAAUGCAGAUGAAUAUGUGGUUGCCAAUGAAGAUUACUGUUACUUUCGAGUACUUCCAAUCACCAAUGAGAUCUUUGAGCUCAACAGAUUCAUGAUUGAUGAGGAAGCCAAGCUUAUUUUUGAUAAUUUGGUACGUAAUGUCAAAGACAAGAUCAACCAGGGUUAUGAUCUACUAUCAUCCACUCGAGAAUCCAGAGGAAUGACUCGAGAGCCUAGAGGAAUGACUCGAGAGUCAAGAGGUACUUCACGAGGCAGAUCUUCUAUUAGAUCUACAUCUGCAUCCCUGUCAAGAGAUACCAGUAGAACCCGAGAUGAUUCUCAGGUGAGAUCUUCGUCAAUUGGACCAACAUCUUUGAGACCAACUGCCAGUGCCGUGGAGUUGAAUAAAAUGCAACAGUCAUAUAUGAGCAAAGUACGUCCCUCAGCAUCAUCUACAUCAUCGUCCUCACAACCAUCAAGGGACACCUUAUAUGAAGUUUUCGUUCCUUAUAGAAAGAAGACUAUGUUCAGUUCUAAAAUCAUGGGCUUAACAGCCAUUUCAAUCCCCAGAAGGUUCUAUAAUGCUCCUUACCUUCCACUUCAGAAAUUUGCAAGUCUGUCUAAUAAUUUGGUAGAUCCGACGAUUACUAUACCAAUGGAUCUCACGUUUAUUUUCACCGAAACUCCCAGCACUACUCCAUUGCCUGAAAUCAAAAAGAUUUCUGCAGAACUUGUUUCGUUGACGGUUAAAUCUAAAAGUCCGAUCCCUGUUGUCAUUUAUCCAGAUUUGGUAUUCAACAAUAAAACCGGUGAAGAUUUCAAUCACUUGACAAUUAGACCAUUCCAGAAAUAUGCCAACGACUUAAACAAGUUACUUAAGGAAUUAGGGGGAGAGGCAAUGGAUCUUGACAAAGAAAUGUCGGAUGACGUGCUCUCCAUUGCUAGUAUGGUAACCAAAUAUGAUUAUUUGAAAGUGAAUAAACUUAAGGUUGAAACAUUAGACGGAAAGGAAGGUUCCAUUUCCGGAAUCCCAUGGAAACCGGAAUUACUUGCUGAAAGUACCAACAAUAAGGAACGACAAUAUAAAUAUACCAAGAAACUCCACUUGGUAAUUGACAUGCAUAAUCUUGAAGGGACCACUGCUGCUACGGGAGCUGGAACUCAAAGUGAGUUUACAUUAGUGCCUGAUUUCCAGUCAUGCAAUAUUGCAAGGCUUUACUAUUUAAAAUUGAUUGUUAAAUUUACCAACGGAGAAAAGGGAGUCAUUCGAGUUCCCGUAGUGCUUCAGAAGAACUGA
Messenger RNA from Lizanozyma spartinae, 2751 nucleotides. RefSeq lists its product as uncharacterized. Gene Ontology annotation, cellular component: ubiquitin ligase complex. Gene Ontology annotation, molecular function: ubiquitin-ubiquitin ligase activity. Bases 1 to 2751 code for a protein of 916 amino acids. NCBI's taxonomy places the organism in Eukaryota, Fungi, Ascomycota, Pichiomycetes, Serinales, Debaryomycetaceae. The record is from RefSeq and is a predicted model, not a curated record. Gene Ontology annotation, biological process: protein polyubiquitination; protein monoubiquitination. The transcript has a single exon.